Molecule: messenger RNA, 915 nt
Organism: Drosophila busckii
Lineage: Eukaryota; Metazoa; Arthropoda; Insecta; Diptera; Drosophilidae
Product: odorant receptor 59b-like
Exons: 3
Coding region: 1-915 (304 amino acids)
Biological process (GO): detection of chemical stimulus involved in sensory perception of smell; sensory perception of smell
Cellular component (GO): plasma membrane
Molecular function (GO): olfactory receptor activity; odorant binding
Source: RefSeq, a predicted model, not a curated record
AUGAAGUUCCAAUAUGUGCGCAAGUCGAACGAGGGCACACUGAUGAAAUCACGCGAUGCCUAUCGGUAUUUGAGCUACGGCAUGAGCACGGUGGGUUGGUUGUCACCGCCCAACAGAUGGGGAUGCCAGUGGCCGUACAGGCUGUGGUCGUCGAUAGUGAUGGUCAUGGCAUUCUAUUUGCCGUGUGGCAUGUUUAUAUCGUAUGCAAGAGAGUUUCAUAAUUUCAAGCCCGAGGAGCUGUUCACCUCAUUGCAGGCGGCCAUCAAUGCUCCCGGUGCCUUUUGUCGCGGCAUGCUCUCUUUUUUGGGCAUGUGGCGACUGCAUAAGUUGAUGGACACACUCGAUAAAAUGGAUAAGCGGUGCAUCAGCCAAGCAGAGCAAAUUAAGGUGCACGAGAUCGUUGGGCGUUGCAAUAUGAUCUUCUUAUUCUAUGUGACGUGCUACUUUCUGUACGCAACAUGCACCUUUGCUGCUGCUUUAUCUAGGGGACAAACGCCGUACGGGCUAUACAAUCCGCUGGUUGACAGCCAAAAGCAUUUAUAUAUGUCAGGAUUUAUCGAAUAUAUGCUGCUAUCUGCGGGACUCUACUACAAUCUAAUGACGGACGUUUUCACGCUCAUCUUUGGCUUUACUGUGCGCCUGCAUCUCAGUCUGCUCAGCGAUCGGAUACAGCAGCUACAUAUCCCCGACAGCAAAACUGAGGCAGAAUACAAUGACGCCUUGGUCGACUGCAUUAAGGACUAUAAACAUAUAAUAAACAUCUGCAAUCUAAUGCGUCCAUACAUCUCGGCCAACGUCUUUGUGCAGUACUUGAUAUCCGGCAUGGUCUUUGGCAUCACCUUAAUAAAUGUCUUGUUCUUUGGCGAUCUCUGGAGCAAGGUGCCAUCCGCGUUUUACAUGACGGCACUGCUAUAG